Messenger RNA from Solanum pennellii, 1137 nucleotides. Its product is annotated as NAC domain-containing protein 76-like. Lineage: Eukaryota; Viridiplantae; Streptophyta; Magnoliopsida; Solanales; Solanaceae. The record is from RefSeq and is a predicted model, not a curated record. Gene Ontology annotation, molecular function: DNA binding. Gene Ontology annotation, biological process: regulation of DNA-templated transcription. The coding region runs from base 150 to 1112 and encodes 320 amino acids. The transcript has 3 exons.
GAUCUUUCUUAUCGAGUAAAUAAGGUCAUAUGUAUAUCAUAACACAACUACUAGCUAGUUGUUUUUAAGCACAACUUGUUCUUCCUUUUUUGCAAUUUUUGGUUGAAUAAUUUGUGUUUUAACGAUUGUAAUAUAGAAAAAUAUACACGAUGAUGUCUGGAUCAACAAACGGGCACCUUUCAGUUCCUCCAGGGUUUCGUUUUCAUCCAACGGACGAAGAACUUCUUUAUUAUUAUCUAAGGAAGAAAGUAUCGUAUGAAGCAAUAGAUUUGGAUGUUAUUAGAGAAGUGGAUCUUAACAAACUUGAACCAUGGGAUCUUAAAGAAAUAUGUAGAAUUGGAUCAGGUCCACAGAAUGAAUGGUAUUUUUUCAGUCACAAGGACAAGAAAUACCCUACUGGAACUCGAACGAAUCGAGCGACGACAGCUGGAUUUUGGAAGGCUACAGGGAGAGAUAAGGCAAUAUAUCUUAGCAACUCCAAAAGAAUUGGGAUGAGGAAAACUCUUGUAUUUUACACAGGACGUGCCCCUCAUGGCCAAAAAACUGAUUGGAUCAUGCAUGAAUAUCGACUCGAUGACAACAAUGCUGAAGUAGAGGAAGAGGGCUGGGUUGUUUGUAGGGUAUUCAAGAAGAAGAACUACGCAAGAGGUUUCCAACACGAUAUUGGAGAACAAGAUCACGAGCCACAAUUAUCUUUUACAGAUCCUAUGAAAGGUGGAACUUCAAAACAAAAUAUCCAACAACAACUACAAACCGCGUCGUCUUGCUAUGACAACUAUCAAUCAUCCUUUGAUGGUUCAAUGCAUCUUCCUCAAUUGCUUAGUCCUGACUUAACACUUCCAUGUCCAUCACUCGUCCCUCCUCCGUUGAGUAAUCACAACUUAUUGAGACUAACAUCAACAUCAGCACCUAAUUUUAAUUUCUCUCAGCAACAUGAUAAAUUUAGUGGUGAUUGGUCUUUCUUGGAUAAACUUCUUGCUUCAUCAAAUCAAGCCGUUGUGCUACAAUCUCAGGCAGUUACAACAGAUUUGGUUAACCCUACAACCUCACAAAAAUAUCCAAUAUUUAAUCACCAUGCGUUUGAUCACGAUAUUUUGAAAUUUUCAAAGUAAUAUUCAGAGAAUACCAGUCGUCCAA